Molecule: messenger RNA, 1173 nt
Organism: Rotaria sp. Silwood2
Lineage: Eukaryota; Metazoa; Rotifera; Eurotatoria; Philodinida; Philodinidae
Source: the annotation of a GenBank genome assembly
AUGUUCAACGAAGAAUACCCUGUAUCAGGUCAUUGUGCGGCUUCAUGGGAGAUUAUUCGUCGUGUGUUUCGUCAAAAUUUAAUUGAUCGUCUUGACAUUGGUGCUACGCUUUGCAUUUAUUAUCAAGGAGAAUGUGUUGUUGACUUAGCUGCUGGAUGGUUUGACUCUGAGACUCAUACCAGACCGUAUACUCAUGAUACAUUACAAAUGAUUUAUUCUACAGGAAAAGGUGUCAUGGCUACGGCUCUAGCCUUAUGUGUUGAACGAGGAUUAUUAGACUACGAAGAACGAGUAGCAACAUAUUGGCCAGACUUUGGACAGAAUGGAAAGAAGAAUGUGAAAGUCAAAGAUUUAUUGUCACAUCGAGCGGGAUUAGUAGUGAUAGAUGAUGAUGAUGGUUUUUUGAAGGUCGAAGAUACUUUUGAUGAUCCGACGAAAAUCACUCAUCUUCUAGCCAAACAAAAGCCAUAUUGGGAACCCGAUGUCGGUGGUCACGGCUAUCAUGCCUUGACUUUCGGUUAUUUAGCGAGUGAAUUAAUUCGUCGAGUUGACUGUGUAAAACAUCGUUCCAUGGGGCAAUUUAUCCAAGAAGAAAUCACUAAAGCCAUAGGUGAUUGUGAAUAUUUUGUUGGCAAUUGUUUGCCUGAUCAAUAUCAAGCACGAGUCUCCCCAUGCAUACCACCACAACAAUCGAAACCUGCUGAAAAUCCGUCAGAACUGAGCCAAUUACAAACCCGAAUAUUUACACUGAAUGGUCUUCUACCAUUACCACCUAUUGACAGCAAAGAUAAACGUUUAUCACCUAUAAAUGGUUUCACAAAUGCUCGAUCAUUAGCACGAAUUUAUGCUUCAUUAAUAUUUACUGAAAGUCUCUUAACGCAUAAAACUCUAGCAAAAGCAAUAUUGAAUAAUACACCUGAAAAUGAACCUGAUCAAAUUCUUGGUUAUAUGACAACUAAGUUUAGUCAGGGCGGUUAUAUGUUAGACUCAACAGUUGUGAAAGACUUCGGCAAAUGUUUUGGACAUUGGGGAUGGGGUGGAAGUAUUGCAUUCGCUUGUCCCGAUAAACAACUAUCGUUGGCAUACGUACCAAAUAAAUUAAAUUAUGAUACAAGCAAGCCCGAUUUACGCAUUCAACGAAUUUUAGAUGAUAUUAAAACUUUAAUAAAUUAA